Molecule: messenger RNA, 1413 nt
Organism: Danaus plexippus (monarch butterfly)
Lineage: Eukaryota; Metazoa; Arthropoda; Insecta; Lepidoptera; Nymphalidae
Product: retinol dehydrogenase 14
Exons: 3
Coding region: 99-1118 (339 amino acids)
Source: RefSeq, a predicted model, not a curated record
UCAUCUUGUGAUAUCUCGGGUGAAUUGACUUUAGUAACUUCUCAGACACGAACUGUAGCGGACGUUUUAUUUAAAGAAUACAAACAUAAAUCACAGAUAUGAUUGUGGCAGAAGCUUGGAAAGCGAACUACCUCUACUGGUUACUACCAGCAAUACUUUUACUUGGUCUUCUUGCAUUCUUCGGUCUGAUCGCGGUAUUUUUCGCUAUUCGUUUUUACGCUAAGUUCACUUGCGGAAGAUAUCGCGAGAGCACCAGAAUGGAUGGAAAGACGGUUAUAGUGACUGGAUGUACCAGCGGAAUAGGAAGAGAAACUGCUAAAGAUUUGGCGAAAAGGGGCGCAAAAGUUAUUAUGGCCUGUCGCAAUUUAGAUAAGGCUGAGCAAGUCAAAGAUGAAAUAUUACAGACGACGAAAGACGCGACCGUUCUAGUUAAGAAACUGGAUCUCAGCUCGUUUGCGUCAAUACGAUCCUUCGCUGAAGACAUAAACAAGAACGAGAAACAUUUGGACGUCUUAAUCCACAACGCGGGAUACGCCGAGACGUUCAAGAAGAACAAAUCCGAAGACGGCAUAGAACUUACGAUGGCCACUAAUCAUUAUGGACCAUUCCUAUUGACCCAUCUUCUGGUAGAUUUACUGAAAAAGAGCGCUCCAUCAAGAGUGGUCGUCGUGGCGUCCUCAUUAUACAGACUCGCAUCCGUCAAUUUGGACAACCCCAAUCCCUUGACGACUAUGCCGGGAUAUCUCUAUUAUGUGUCUAAGGAAGCAAAUAUUCUCUUCACCAGGGAAUUGGCCAGGAGAUUAGAAGGUACUGGCGUCACGGUCAACUGUUUACACCCCGGCUUAAUCGAUAGUGGUAUUUGGAGGAACGUACCGGCGCCAUUGAGCUGGGGUCUGUGGUUGAUCAACAAAUCGUUCUUCAAAACACCAGCACAGGGCUGUCAGACGUCCGUAAUGCUAGCUGUCGACGAGAACCUGUCCAAGGUCACCGGCAAAUACUUCUCCGAUUGCCAGGAGAGUUCGCUGUCAACAUCCGCAAGCGACAUGGGUAAAGCCAGAAAAUUGUGGGAGAUAUCCGAAAAACUGGUCAAACUAGAGGAAGACGAUCCCAGGAUCUAGAAUGUUCCUCAAAACAAGAAAACGAAUAGAGGAAAUAAGUAUUCUCGAGAAAAUUGCUAAAAAAAAAAGUAAUGUUAUUUACUGUGUAAGUUUAUAUAAUACAGAACAUGUUAUAUAUAAAUAAAACAAAAUAUAUUUUUAAUAAAAUUAUUUUAUACACAGCUAUAUACAUGUUAGAGGUCCCAUAAAUAUGUUAGUUUAGUACGUACGUUAACAAUAUUAUUGAAGUUAAAGCUCAUUUGUGUUUUGGACUGGGAUACAUUAUGUUAUUGUUAAUAAAGUUAUUAGUUAUAAA